Messenger RNA from Liolophura sinensis, 2350 nucleotides. Its product is annotated as cyclic AMP-responsive element-binding protein 3-like protein 1. The record is from RefSeq and is a predicted model, not a curated record. Gene Ontology annotation, biological process: regulation of transcription by RNA polymerase II. Gene Ontology annotation, molecular function: DNA-binding transcription factor activity, RNA polymerase II-specific; cAMP response element binding. NCBI's taxonomy places the organism in Eukaryota, Metazoa, Mollusca, Polyplacophora, Chitonida, Chitonidae.
ACACAUGGACUAUACUGGUCUGCAGACAGUACACAACUGUCCAUUGUAAUACAUACAUCAGAGUGGUGUAGUAGAGAGCGUGGGAGUUCUUAUUACGUGGGGUAUGCUGUGAGCAUCGUGUGUUACUGGUUUUCAUCGCGGAGUGUUACAGUGGUGAGGCGGUCGCUCCUCACUGACACUGUAGUAAGUCUGCCGUCAACAGGUCAGCUGUGAAGUUGGCGAAGUUCGAAGUAAAGUUUAUGUAGACAGAAUAACUGUCAUUUCCCCGGCCUGUCUAACCCUCGGAGUUUCUCUGAGGGCCGGUGACGACUCUGCUAAACGACCAUGGACAUUCUCGGUACAGGACGAUGUGACUUCAGUCCGGAGGGCGACAUGGGCGACAUCCUGGACUCGGAUAUGUUCGGUUCGCCAUGUGGGCUGGCAACAAAUGACACAUACAUGGAUAACGAUUGGUUGAACAGCUUGUUCGAAGACCCCGUGUUGAAUGACAAGAUGAUUACCGAGGCGGUUCAGCCACCGCGCAUCCAAUCCGAACACAGCUACUCCAUGCAUAAUGAUAAUGUCUCGUCUUUGGAACUGCCCAAGCUGGAAGACUUCCCAGAUGAUAUGGAAACAGAUUUUUUUGGAACGACCAGCCCUUUAGAUCUGAGCCAGAAAUCUGCAUGUCCCACUGAUCUGAUCAUCAAACAAGAGCCAGCCUCGGAGGAGUACAUCUUGUGUCCCGCCAGCACCACUUCCACUCCUGUCACCACUGAACACAAGCUCCCAACCAUUGUCUUGGCAACUGCUGCUAACUCCAUCCGCAGUCCUAAAUCGGAGCACGUGAUGCUUCUGAAGACCGCGAAGACUGAGCCAGGAGACCAAGAUCAGUCUUCCUCAGAUUCCGGUUACGACAUGCUUCCUCCAACGCCUCCCAGCAGUGCAAGCAGUGACAGCGAGGGUAGUCUUAGUCCUCAGAGAUCUGCGCCUUCCAGUCCCGUGAGGGAAAGCCCCUCCAAACAUCAUCCCAUCUCCAAGGCAUUCUCACAACCACUCUUCACUAGCCCAGUAAGUUAGUCAGGUGUUCUAAUAUUAUCAGAAGAAGAAAAGAGAACAUUAAUAACAGAAGGGUAUCCCAUUCCAGACAAAUUACCACUCACCAAACAGGAGGAAAAAAAUCUGAAGAAAAUAAGAAGAAAGAUAAAAAAUAAGGUAUGCAGUGAAGACAUCACUUGUCAAUCUCUGGCUCAAGAAAGUCGGAGGAAGAAGAAAGAAUAUUUAAGAAACAUUAGAAAAAAGGUGAGUUCUUACACCCAAGAAAACAGUGAUUUGAAGCGAAAAGUGGACAGCCUAGAGAACAACAAUAGAUCGCUGCUAAGUCAGUUACAAAAGCUGCAAUCAUUGGUUGGCAAGAUCGACCGUCCGUCCUCCACAACCACUCAGACAGGAACAGUACUUAUGGUGAUGGUCCUGUGUUUCGCCAUCUUUGUUGGGGGCUGGGCACCUCCGUCUAUGACAUCGGCUACAGCAGCCUGAACACGGCUGGCAUCUCCUCCGCUCUUCACUAACCCCAAGCCUGUCCACCCGUCGCCCAGGAUGGGGCCUCAACCCCAGAAUAUACGCAUCAUGGAGUCCUACUCUACUCCAACCAAGAAGUCGCGUGUCUUGCUCUCCCUGAAGGAGGACAUAGAGGAUCUGUAUGGACCACGUCUUCCCGACUCGGGCUGGCGACUAGAGAAGGAACAGAAGGUCGAUCAGCCCCCGGUAUUGGAGCCCCUAAAGAAGGAGAGCGAGGACAACAGUGCUGCGGCUGUGCCAGUUAUCACUCUGGACCAGUCACCAUGCCGACGUUAACAGACCGCACAGCUGCAAGAGAUGCAAGCGCUGAUGCACCCAGACAUCUCUGCUCCUGCACACUUCCUGUCAGCUGACCAUCUCCUUAAUGGCACGACCGUCAACGAGUCGGCAUAAGCUCCCUCUUAUGAACAGAAUGUUUUCAAAAGAACAUUUGGGCAUGUGGGGUGAGGAUGUAUAGUUGGGGCGAAAAAAAAAAAAACCAAACUGUAUGGGCAUUGUUUGUUCCAUAUAUUGUCCUAGGAGGAGCCAUGCUCUGUGUUAGUACCGAUUUGCCUGUAUACUACUGAUGGGCUCCAUUCUCCACUGUUGUUGAGAUUUACUAUGAUUAUACAUGUAUGUGAUACUGUUAAUCUAUAUAACCUGUUAAUAGAAUUAUAUCAGAGAUGUAUAUUGUGGGUGCUCAAGUUGAUACAGUGGGCCAAUCACUUGUACUGUCGAGGGUUCGGACAGCGUGUCAUCGUCAUUUUAUCAUUAUCUUGAUCAAGCAUUUACAUCACAGAUCAGACCAGUGGAA